This is a messenger RNA of Aspergillus glaucus CBS 516.65, 677 nucleotides long. RefSeq lists its product as uncharacterized. Bases 127 to 474 code for a protein of 115 amino acids. The transcript is spliced from 2 exons. NCBI's taxonomy places the organism in Eukaryota, Fungi, Ascomycota, Eurotiomycetes, Eurotiales, Aspergillaceae. The record is from RefSeq and is a predicted model, not a curated record.
GCGCUGUCUCAGUCUAUCAUUCAUUAAAGCUCAUCCAAACCACUCCUUAUCCAUUUGGCUAUACGCCUGUCCACUCUUUGAGUAUACUUAACAUUCGCUUCUAAACAAGACCGAAAACAAUCCAAAAUGGCCCGUCUCAGCCUCUCCAUGUUGGCCCUGUGCCUCUUCCUGGCCGUCUUCGCCACUGCCCUCCCUACUGCCCAGAACAACCGUCCUGAUCCCAACGCCUGGGCCUUCCACAUGGCCGAAGAAAUGGCCGACUCCGCGGCGCCCACGCCCUCGAACGCUCGCGUGCAUGCUCCUGCUUCUUCCUCGGCCACCCCUAGCAAGGCGUCGGCAUCGGCGUCGGCCACUCCCUCUUCCUCUGCUACCCCUGCUCCCCCGCAGGAGACUAUUAGUGGUGGAAAGAGCAAGAGCGCUUUUGAUUCCAUUCCGCUCCUUGGUCCUCUGCUUGGGUCUCUCUUGGGUUCUUAAAUGGGUGAGCUGAACGCCGUGUGAUGUGAGUGGAGGGGAUGGUCCUUGGGUAUGUGUUGUGGGUGAGGGUUCAUGGAUGGAUAGAUAGUUGAAGCUGGGAAUGCAUUGCAAUAUAAGUAAUUAAUAUUAGUGGGAUUUCCUGCAGUAGCUGCAUACAGUAUAGUUGAAGCCGAACGCUCAAAUCAAGGCUACCUGUAUAAAUU